Molecule: messenger RNA, 3396 nt
Organism: Phoenix dactylifera (date palm)
Lineage: Eukaryota; Viridiplantae; Streptophyta; Magnoliopsida; Arecales; Arecaceae
Product: RNA-binding (RRM/RBD/RNP motifs) family protein
Molecular function (GO): mRNA binding
Source: RefSeq, a predicted model, not a curated record
CCCCCUCCCUCACUGAGUGCCGCCGCCCCCCUUCCCUCGCCUGAGAGCCCCCCCUUCCCUCGCGGAGAACCACCGCCCCCUGUAGCCGGUUUCCGCCGGUUUCCCUGUAGCCGCCGCCUCCUUUCGGUGUCCUUCUCCCCCGGACGGCAACCUCCGCGGCUCCGGUCACCGACUCACAGUCGCCGGACGGCCAUGGGGAGGAGGAAGAGGAGCGAUAACGGCGAGCCUGAGAAGGGGGGCGCGAGGGAGCGCUGCCCUGCUACUAUCUUCGUUUCCAAUCUCCCCUAUUCGUUCAAAUCCUCCGAGCUGGAAGAAGUGUUCAGCGAUGUCGGUCCGGUGAGGCGUUGCUUUAUGGUCACCGAAAAGGGUUCUGAAGUAACCCGCGGCUUUGGUUUUGUCCAAUUUGCCUCUGUUGAAGAUGCUGAGCGUGCCAUUCAACUUAAAAAUGGUUCAGCUAUUGGUGGUAGAAAAAUCAAAGUCAAACUUGCAAUGCAUCGUCUUCCUCUCGAGCAACGCAAGAAAAAGGCAAAGAAUGAAGUCCAGUCAAGCGACACCGGUGCAAUAAAUGAGACAAUUGAUUCUUGCAGUGUCAAUAAACAUAAAGAAGCUUCACAAGCACAAGGCUUAGAAACUGCAGGAGUUACCAAGGAUGCGAGGAAUGUAGUGGUACCAGGCAGUCACCCUCCGGAUAAGGCAGAUGGCUCAGAAAAGCAGAGGGUUGCAAGAACUGUUAUAUUCGGUGGUCUUAUUAACAAUGAGAUGGCAGAUGAAGUGUUCCAUCUGGCUGGAGAUAUUGGCACCAUAUGUUCUAUAAAUUAUCCUCUACCAAAGGAAGAGCUAGAGCUCCAUGGGCUUUCUCGAGACGGAUGCAAACUAGAAGCUUCAGCAGUACUUUAUACUAGUGUCAAGUCUGCAUGUGAUGCUGUUAAAAAGUUGCACCAGAAAGAGAUAAAGGGUGCUUGUGUUUGGGCUCGGCAAUUGGGUGGGGAGGGCUCAAAAACUAGGAAGUGGAGAGUGAUAGUCAGGAAUCUGCCAUUCAAGGUUACAAUUGGCAAGAUCAAAGAUAUCUUUAGCUCAGCAGGUUUUGUGUGGGAUGUGUUAAUUCCACAAAAAUCAGAAGGAAUCUCAAAAGGCUUUGCUUUUGUCUCAUUUACAUGCAAGCAGGAUGCAGAAAAUGCCAUAAAAAAUGUCAAUGGGCGUGUGAUUGCAAAGAGACCUAUUGCUGUUGAUUGGGCUGUUCCAAAGAGAGUAUAUGAGGUUGCUACAAAGUCUGCUACUUCAAAAGAUGAAAACCUUAGUGAUGGCGACAGUGACAACGACAGUGACGAGCAAGAUGAAAUCAGUGAAGAUAAUAUGGUUGGAAAAGAUGUUGAACUUGAGACUGUUGGAGAACCCCAGCACCAUAAUGGUGAAAAUGAUGCAGUUCAAAAAGUUUCGAGUCCUUUCAAGAGUGACAUUCUUCCUGUGGAAGUAGAUUUUGAGAGAGAGGCAGAAGUUGCUAGAAAGGUUCUUGAAACCUUGAUCAAAUCCUCGGCACAUGUAUCUGAUCCAUCACAUGGUGACAAUUCCAAAACAGAUGAAAGUAUGGAUAAAUUUCAAAAGAUGUGGAAUUCUGAAAGUAAGGAAUCUCUUUUGUCUGAAAAAGAACCUGGCAUAGCUGAACCUAAAGUUGCCAAAGGAUCAGAUCAUAGUGUUCAAGCAUUGAAGAAAAGAGACACCAACUUGGAUAGAACAAUUUUCAUCAGCAACCUUCCAUUUGAUAUUGAUAUUGAGGAGGUGAAGCAAAGAUUCUCUGUUUUUGGGGAGGUUCAAUCUUUUCUACCAGUCCUUCAUCAACUCACCAAGCGACCAAGGGGAACUGCUUUUCUAAAAUUCAGUACAGCAGCUGCAGCAGAUGCAGCAGUUACUGCAGCAAGUGCUGCACCUGGUUUGGGCAUCAUUAUGAAGGGGAGACCACUGACAGUUUUAAAGGCUCUGGACAAGGAAUCAGCUCACAGGAAAGAGCUUGAAAAAACAAAGAAUGAGGUUCAUGACCGACGCAAUUUGUAUCUGACAAAGGAAGGUGAGAUUCUUGCUGGAACACUAGCAGCUGAAGGGGUCUCAGAGGCUGAUAUGCAAAAACGUGAGAUGUUAUCUAAGAAAAAGUUGGAAAUGCUUCGAUCUCCUAAAUUUCAUGUAUCGAGAACUAGACUUAUUAUGUAUAAUGUGCCAAAGACAAUGACAUCUGAAGAAGUGAAGAGACUUUGUAGAGAUGCUGUCAUUUCUCGUGCUUGCAAGCAAAAACCUAAGAUUAAACAGGUAAAGAUCUUAAAGGAUGUGAAGAAAGGAAAGGUUUCUGUCCAGAAACAUUCACGUGGUGUCGCUUUUGUUGAUUUUGAAGAACAUGAGCAUGCACUUGUGGCCCUAAGGGUUCUUAAUAACAAUCCGGAAACCUUUGGUCCAGAACAUCGCCCUAUCGUGGAGUUUGCUCUUGAUAACAUCCAGAAAUUAAGGCUGCAGAAAGCUAAAUUAGAGACUAUAAAGCAGAAUCAUGGCAACUCUGAAGAUAGACUAGCAAAUCCGCAACAAAGCUCUUCACCUGAGUUGAUGGAUACUGACUUGAACAGAAGGGACAAAAGGAGGUUAAAAAACGCAAAGAGCCAGAGAGACCAUGAGAGAUCAUCUAAUGUAUCUGGAUCUCCUGAAGGGCCCAAAGUGGAGCUAGAUGUGAGUGGCGAGGGAAGAAAUGCAGAUGUAAGUGCAAGUAUGGAAGAUAAAAAACAAAAGACAGGUCUUGUGAGAGGAAGGAAGGUUAAAGAAUCAAGAAAUGGGAAGUCAAUUGUAAAGCCAAACUCCCUUCAGGGAGGCAUAGAAGUUAAAGGAAAGCAAUCAAAUGCAGAAGAAAAGAAGGAUAUGUCCGCUGGAAAGGAAACAAUAACAGUUUUGAAGAAAAGGAAGAUACAAACAUCUGGUGGUUUGGAACAACGGAAGGUGCAUAAAAAGCUGAAGAAAAUAAAGGAAUCAUCAGGAGAUGUAGUAGAUAAAUUGGAUAAGUUAAUAGAGCAAUACCACUCCAAAUUUUCUCAGCGCAAUUCAAACAAAGCCAAAGAUGCUCCAAAUUCUGGCCAUAAAGAAGUCAGAAGAUGGUUCGAGUCAGAUUCUUAAUAGGCAUCACUCGUCAGAUUUUGCAUGUACAUCUUGGUGGCAGAGUUUGUUGAGUAGUAAAAUAUAUGCAUUCCCUAAAUCAGUUUUUGGUUGGGGAUUUGGCACAGCCAAGUCCAUAAGAGUCCUGUUUGCAGGAUCUUCUGCAAUGUAAGACUGAAAUCUGUCGAUCUAUGAUAUGAGCACUGUAUUUUUGUGUCAAAAUUGACUACUUGCAAAAAGGAAAGCCCGUUCGGUUGUUUUGCUUGCUGAUAA